Molecule: messenger RNA, 471 nt
Organism: Sinocyclocheilus grahami
Lineage: Eukaryota; Metazoa; Chordata; Actinopteri; Cypriniformes; Cyprinidae
Product: myosin-7-like
Exons: 3
Coding region: 1-471 (156 amino acids)
Source: RefSeq, a predicted model, not a curated record
AUGGGACGCGGGGGUCCUGAAAAUACGAGUCUUAUUAACACCAAGAAGAAGCUUGAGACUGAUCUGGUCCAGGUUCAAGGUGAGGUGGAUGAUGCAGUCCAGGAGGCCAGAAAUGCAGAGGAGAAGGCCAAGAAGGCCAUCACUGAUGCUGCCAUGAUGGCUGAGGAGCUGAAGAAGGAGCAGGACACCAGUGCUCACCUGGAGAGGAUGAAGAAGAACAUGGAGGUGACUGUCAAAGACCUGCAGCACCGUCUGGAUGAGGCUGAGAGUCUGGCCAUGAAGGGUGGAAAGAAACAGCUCCAGAAACUGGAGUCCAGGAUAAAUUACAGACUAAAUACAGACUUAGGGUGUACUCAUACUAGGAAUGGUUGCCUUUUAACUAGCCAGAGUGCGAUUAUACCCCCUCCCCACUCCCCAGCUGGCCUGCACUUAACAAGACAUUUUCAAACACAGAAACAGAACGAAUGCUGA